AAGCUUCCCAUAUCCUUCUCCUGUCCUGGCACUCCGAUCCAAGAAGAAUCUCGUCACCGCGUCUUCCUCCACAUCACCACCAUGUCUGGCCCCGUUGCGGAUCUUGGCCUUAUUGGCCUCGCUGUCAUGGGACAGAACAUCAUCCUUAACAUGGCCGACCAUGGCUACACCAUUGCCGCCUUCAACCGAACUGUGGCAAAAGUCGACCGGUUUCUCGAGAACGAGGCCAAGGGCAAGUCCAUUGUUGGCGCCCACUCUAUCGAGGAGUUCGUCUCCAAGCUCAAGAAGCCUCGCCGUGUGAUGCUCCUGGUCCAGGCUGGCAAAGCUGUGGACGACUACAUCGAGACCCUCAUUCCCCUCCUGGAGAGCGGUGACAUCAUCAUUGAUGGUGGCAACUCCCACUUCCCCGACUCCAACCGCCGUACGCAGUACUGCGCUAGCAAGGGCCUCCGUUUCGUGGGCUCUGGUGUCUCCGGAGGCGAGGAGGGUGCGCGCUACGGCCCGUCUCUGAUGCCCGGUGGCAAUGAGGAGGCCUGGCCUUAUCUCAAGGACAUCUUCCAGGCGAUUGCGGCCAAGAGCGAUGGCGAGGCUUGCUGCGACUGGGUAGGCGACGAGGGUGCUGGUCACUACGUCAAGAUGGUCCACAACGGCAUUGAGUAUGGCGACAUGCAACUUAUCUGCGAGGCGUAUGACAUCAUGAAGCGUGGCCUGGGCAUGUCCAGCAAGGAGAUGGGCGAUGUCUUUGCCAAGUGGAACAACGGUGUACUGGACUCGUUCCUGGUCGAGAUCACCCGUGAUAUUCUCUACUUCAACGACGACGACGGCACUCCUCUCGUCGAGAAGAUCCUCGACAAGGCGGGUCAGAAGGGCACCGGAAAGUGGACUGCGGUCAACGCCCUCGAUCUCGGCCAGCCCGUUACCCUCAUUGCCGAGGCCGUCCUGGCCCGCUGCUUGUCCGCCAUCAAGGAUGAGCGCACCAAGGCCUCUCAAGUCCUUGAGUAUGUAGGAAGGAGCAACAAGUUCGAGGGCAACAGGGAGGAGUUCCUCGAUGACCUGGAGCAGGCUCUAUACGCCUCCAAGAUCAUCUCCUAUGCUCAGGGCUUCAUGCUGAUGCAGGAGGCGGCUAAGGAGUACGGCUGGAAGCUGAACAAGCCCUCGAUUGCGCUCAUGUGGCGUGGUGGUUGCAUCAUUCGAUCAGUUUUCCUGAAGGAUAUCACCUCAGCUUAUCGUAACAAUCCCGACUUGGAGAAUCUGCUGUUCGACGACUUCUUCAACAAGGCCAUCCACAAGGCUCAGCCCGGCUGGAGAGACGCUGUUGCUAAGGCGGCGCUGCUCGGCAUUCCGGCCCCGGCCUUCUCGACCGCCCUUUCCUGGUUCGACGGCUACCGCACGAAGGACCUGCCCGCCAACCUGCUGCAGGCUCAGCGCGACUACUUCGGUGCCCACACCUUCCGCGUCAAGCCUGAGGCGGCAACCGAGAAAUACCCCGUGGACAAGGACAUUCACGUUAACUGGACCGGUCGUGGUGGAAAUGUGUCCGCAUCCACUUACCAGGCGUAAAAUUGUUUAUUCAUAAUUUGGGAAGAACGGGAACUAAGAAUAUAGGCCUUGUUAGUUGCAAAAUGGGCAAUGAGAUGGGAUAGUACCCACGCCCUGUUCAAUUGUUUUAAGACGAGCAUAUUCAGACGGGGGUAUUUGAAUAAGGGCCAAAUGGAUCCGAGAUGAAUGCACUCAGCUUUAGGUAAGGCAGGUAGCUGUCGGCUGGCUAAAGUUAGUUACUCCGUACUCUGCUCACCUGGCCUUCUGGUAUCUCGACUCUGCGGAUCGUAGCACCGCCUGCCUUGAUGCCACGACGAGGUCGUCCCGUCUCCUUGGGGUUUCAUCGAUAGUGGGCGUGUUACUGAAGAAUUGUACUCCGUAUAAGAACCUUGACGGUUUGGCAGGUGGGGCGCAGAAAGGGGGGGCGAGUCGAAAUAGCACAAAAUUCCUGCGUAAGGCACUUGUCAGAAUAAUCGGGUUAAGGUACGGUACACGCGGAAUUAUCUAGGUAUAUUCUAU
Sodiomyces alkalinus F11 is the source of this 2058-nucleotide messenger RNA. RefSeq names its product 6-phosphogluconate dehydrogenase. The coding region runs from base 82 to 1560 and encodes 492 amino acids. NCBI's taxonomy places the organism in Eukaryota, Fungi, Ascomycota, Sordariomycetes, Glomerellales, Plectosphaerellaceae. Gene Ontology annotation, cellular component: cytosol. Gene Ontology annotation, molecular function: phosphogluconate dehydrogenase (decarboxylating) activity; NADP binding. The record is from RefSeq and is a predicted model, not a curated record. The transcript has 5 exons. Gene Ontology annotation, biological process: pentose-phosphate shunt; pentose-phosphate shunt, oxidative branch.